UGACAGCUAUUGCCACCACUGAUCCUAGCCUGGAUAACGAAUUGAGGGCAAGUAGCGUGGCCGACGGUGAUUUGGCAUUGGUGCAUGAGAGGAGUAGAGGGCAGCGCGUGACGUUCCAUACACACGUUUCUUUGACGUUGACUCAGGUGCAGAAGGCAAGCAAGUCGAUGUUUGGAGGAGCAUGUCAUCUGCCGGCACACGAGGCGCUGAAUGAUUGCCCUGACUUGCACAGUCGAGGCGGUGGCAGCGAGACUUGCAUGUUGUUGAAGGGGUCUGUCUGGCAAACUCGUGAGUCUUUCAGAGCCUGCACACUCAACAAAGCAAUACAAUGAGGCGCUUUUUGAAACACAACUCACUGUCUUAACAUGGCAUACUGUGCCGCAUACAUCGAAUGAGGACCAUGCCAUGCCUAAUGGAGUAUGAAAUACGUGACUGCUACUUUUCAAGAAUUUGAAAUUGCAGAUGUAAUUAAGCAAGCCGGCCGUUCUUCAACAGAGUUUGUGGUGCAACUGGAGGACCUGCGAUGAGGUCGAGAGUU
Protomyces lactucae-debilis is the source of this 538-nucleotide messenger RNA. RefSeq lists its product as uncharacterized. The transcript is spliced from 2 exons. The record is from RefSeq and is a predicted model, not a curated record. The coding region runs from base 168 to 332 and encodes 54 amino acids. NCBI's taxonomy places the organism in Eukaryota, Fungi, Ascomycota, Taphrinomycetes, Taphrinales, Protomycetaceae.